AACAAUCUAAAGCAACUUGCGAGUAAACGAUUACAAAAGUUAAAACUCUCACCGUUCAGAAAGACGAAGUUCUUUAGUAAGCUAUAUUACGACAAGGAUGAUGCCGAUUUGAUCAAAAGACUGGAAAACGAGUUCGGACCAGACUCUAUUUUUUUAAUUGGCCAUUGGCAGCUCCAAACGUGA
Molecule: messenger RNA, 183 nt
Organism: Mucor mucedo
Lineage: Eukaryota; Fungi; Mucoromycota; Mucoromycetes; Mucorales; Mucoraceae
Exons: 1
Source: RefSeq, a predicted model, not a curated record